Messenger RNA from Hypomesus transpacificus, 822 nucleotides. It is a transcript of the gene ccl20b, whose product is annotated as chemokine (C-C motif) ligand 20b. The coding region runs from base 167 to 433 and encodes 88 amino acids. The record is from RefSeq and is a predicted model, not a curated record. Gene Ontology annotation, cellular component: extracellular region. NCBI's taxonomy places the organism in Eukaryota, Metazoa, Chordata, Actinopteri, Osmeriformes, Osmeridae. The transcript is spliced from 4 exons. Gene Ontology annotation, molecular function: CCR chemokine receptor binding; chemokine activity. Gene Ontology annotation, biological process: positive regulation of ERK1 and ERK2 cascade; immune response; monocyte chemotaxis.
CUGCAGUUGCUCCCUCCCUCCCUUACCAUCCAAGCAGCCUUCUCUUCCUGCUGUCGCCACACCACACAGAGAGAGACAAGCAGAUCAACCGGCUCCGGCUCUUCCACACUCAGUAUCACUAGACGCUGCUCUCGGCUGCACACGCACGCACACUCCUCGCUCAACCAUGGCGUGUACCAGGCUGCUGUUGAUAGUCGUCCUCAGCUGUGUGCUCUUCACCCCCUCAGAAUCAGCAAGCUGCUGUCUGAGGUACUACCAGCGACCUGUACCCUGCCACCGAAUGACUGGGUUUACCAUUCAGACCAUCAGCUCCAGCUGUGACCUCCAAGCCGUCAUCUUCCACACCAAAGACGGAAGGUUUAUGUGUGCCGACCCUGCCAAGAAGUGGACUAUGAGGGUGUUAAAGUGCUUGCUGAGUAGGAAGACUGACUGAAAUGUUCCUGGUAUGGAACUACAAUUCACACAGUCUCUGGAGCAGGGGGUCCCUCAACUAAUUGCUCCCCCCAAGGUUUCUUCAAUUUCUUCAUGGGAGUUUUUCCUUGUUUUCGAGGGGCAGUUCUGCUGGCAUAUGCUGUGACAUUGCUUGCAAAAAGGGCUAUCCAAAUAAAUGUUGAUUUGAUUUGAAUACAUUGCAUUAUACAUUGCACCUUACAAUCCAUAUGAAUUUACCAUGCUGAGAAAGAGUAUAGUGUUUUCAUUUGGUUUGAAACUUGAUGUUCAAUGGGACUUCUGUUGGUCAUUACUUUAUGUGCAGUUGUUCUUUGUAUGUAUUGAUCCGUGUAAUUAAUAGAUCUGUUUCAUAAACAGAAUACUGUAUUCAUA